Molecule: messenger RNA, 9231 nt
Organism: Cavenderia fasciculata
Lineage: Eukaryota; Evosea; Eumycetozoa; Acytosteliales; Cavenderiaceae
Gene: stlA
Product: putative polyketide synthase
Exons: 4
Coding region: 1-9231 (3076 amino acids)
Biological process (GO): fatty acid biosynthetic process
Molecular function (GO): 3-oxoacyl-[acyl-carrier-protein] synthase activity; oxidoreductase activity
Source: RefSeq, a predicted model, not a curated record
AUGACUAAUAAUAAUAAUAACAAGGUUGCCAUUGUAGGACUUGGUUUUAGAUUGCCAGGUGGAUCCAAAACUCCAACAGAGUUGUGGAGUCAAUUGCUUCAAGGUUUCGACGGUGUAUCUGUUGUUACCAAGGACCGUUGGAGCUCUACCUACAAUGACACUGAUAUGAUUAAUAAUAAAUAUGGGGGUUUCCUCAACAUGAACGAAUGGAAAUGUUUUGACAGUCUAUUCUUUGGCAUCUCUCCCAAAGAGGCUCCAUUGAUCGAUCCCCAGCAAAGAAUCCUGCUCACACUUGUGUGGGAGGCACUCGAAGAUGCUGGAAUUUCCCCAACCAUUCUCCGAGGAACCGACACUGGUGUCUUUAUGGGUGUCAGUAACCACGACUACAUGAAGUUGCAAUACAAGGACGUUUCCGAACAAUCCCCCUAUGCCAUGACCGGUAGCAAUGCCUCGAUCAUAUCUAACCGUAUCUCUUACUGCUACGAUUUCCGUGGUCCAUCGCUUACCGUCGAUACUGCUUGUUCCAGCUCUCUUGCUUCUGUUUCUUUGGGUCUCCAAUCCAUCGCCAACGGCGAUUGUAAAGUUGCCAUCUGUGGAGGUGUCAAUGCCUUGUUGGACCCAUCGACCAGUGUUGCUUUUUCCAGUCUAGGAGUUCUCAAUCCAGAUGGAAGAUGUAAAACUUUUGAUGCCGAUGCCAAUGGUUAUGUUCGUGGUGAAGGUGCUGGAAUUGUGAUUUUAAAAUCAUUAGAACAAGCAGAAAAAGAUAAAAAUAGAAUUUAUGGAGUCAUCCUUGGUUCAAAUAUGAAUGAAGAUGGAUCUUUUGACAAGUCAUCUUUGACAACACCAUCGGGUGAAUCACAAUCCAAAAAUAUCGCAAGUGCACUUGAGAAGAGUGAGCUUGCUGCAAAUGAUAUUUACUAUGUAGAGUGCCAUGGAACUGGUACUCCUGUUGGUGAUCCAAUCGAAGUUGGAGCUCUCUCUAACGUUUUUACUAGUAACCAUUCACAAGACUUUCCCUUGAAAGUUGGAUCAUUCAAAACCAAUAUCGGUCAUUUGGAAUCUGCUGCCGGUAUUGCCUCUCUCAUCAAGUCAUCUCUGAUGUUAAAGAAUCGUAUGUUGGUACCAAGUAUCCACUUUAACCAACCCAAUCCAAAGAUUCCAUUCGAUCAAUACCACAUCCAAGUCGUAAAUGAAAUUGAAGUGUUCCCAGAGGACCAAAUUGUAAAUAUUGGUAUCAAUUCAUUUGGAUUUGGUGGUGCCAAUUGUCAUUUAGUUGUUCAAGAAUAUAUUAAUCAAGAACCUGAUUAUUCUUUAGCUGAAAAAGAAAAAUAUUAUAUGGUUCCUACAAGUUCAAAUUCUGAAUGGUCAUUGGAUAAAUAUGAACAAGAGGUAAAGGAUAAUACAAACUAUCAUCAUAUGAUUAAUUUCCAAGAGUUUGCAUUACAUCAAUCCACCAUGAAGGCCAAUUUACUUCACCGUAAGGUGGUCAUUGCCAAGGAUUGGAAAGAGUACCUCGAAGGAACCAAUCCAGCCAUCUCUAAUGUUCUUUCUAGCAGUGACAAUGUACCUGGAGAGGAUAUCCCAGUUUGCUUUGUAUUUGUUGGUCAAGGUCCACAAUGGAAUGGAAUGGGUAGAAAGCUUUAUGAAGCUGAACCAGUAUUCAAAGACACUAUUGACAUUUGUGACGACCUAUUGAAAAAGUACUGUGGCUAUAGUGUUUGGGAAAAGAUCGGUUCCAUUGCCGAAGACGAUCAAAUCACCAUCAACACUCCAAUCAUUGCUCAACCUGCCUUAUUUUUAAUUCAAAUGGGUUUGGUUGCUCUUUAUGGAAAGUUUGGUAUUCAACCUUCAAUGGUUAUUGGCCAUAGUUUUGGUGAAGUAACAUCUGCAUACUUUUCAGGUGCCAUUUCAUUAGAAUCAGCCAUUAAAAUUGUAUAUUAUAGAAGUAUGUUGCAAAACAAGACUAUUGGAAGCGGUAAGAUGUUGGCCAUCAGUCUUGGUUCGCAAUCAUUUGACGAAAAGUAUGGAAAUGAGUUCCAUGAUUUGGAGAUUGCCUGUUACAAUGCUCCAGAAUCAAUCGUCGUCACUGGAAAGGAGGAUAGAUUAAAAGAACUAGCCAGCCAGCUUACAAAGGAGGGUAUCUUUAAUGCCUUCCUCAAGUCUCCAUGCUCGUUCCAUUCAUCCUACCAAAAGGCCAUUAAAAAGGAGGUACUUGAAUCAUUGGCCGAUCUGCCAUCCACAUUCCGUCCAAUGGUGCCAUUGUUCUCGACAGUCUAUGGUGAUCUCCAAACCACCCCAGUCGAUGCUCAAUACAUCUACAAGAACCUUCGUGAACCAGUCCACUUUGAAAAGGCUAUUUCCAAUCUAUCAAAGUACACCAAGAGCAACCAACACAAGCGUCUAGUGUACCUCGAGAUCACUCCUCACCCAACACUCGCCUAUCUCAUCAACAAGUGUGGUAAUGCCGGUUUGCGUACCAACGUAAUGUCGGCACUCCACCGUUCCAAGGAUGAGUUGUUGACAUUCUACUCGUCGGUGGCACAGUUGUAUUGUCAAGGUGUCAAUAUUGACUUUGGCACACAGUUUGAUGAGUCUAUCCUAUCGACCAAUCUCUGGAAGGAGGUGACCAACAUCCUACCCCGUUAUCAAUGGGAGAGUGAUACCCAGUACUGGAACGAGUCGUUGUACAGUCACGACCUCCGUCUCAAGGGUCCAACAAUCGAUUUAAUCGGUUGGAAGAAACACUUGAACGGGCAGGAGAGUUUUGAAACCAUCAUUGACGUCAAAAAGAACUGCUAUGCCUACUUGAAGGACCACAAGGUGCGUGGUAAGCCCAUCUUCCCUGGUGCAGGCUACCUCGACAUUAUCCUAGAGGCAGUCGAGUACUUGGAGAAGCAUUCAAAUGACCAACUGACAGCUGCCCACACGUCCAUCCUCAUCCAAUCCAUCGAGUUUCUCAGCCCGUUCUUUUUGGUCGAGGGUGAGCAACAACAUCUCCAGACUACGAUCGAUCGUAUCUCCAAGAAUGUAUACCAAUUCCAAUUCUACCAAAAGGAUUCGAUCAACCAAAAGAAAUGGAGUAAAAUGUGCAAGGCCAAGAUCCAACUGAACCCACAGUCAUCGAGCCAGAUCCUCAACGACACUAUCCUCCAAAGUCUCACAUCUGUACCCAAGGUUGAUUUGUUGCAACUCAAGGCCGAUUGUGAUGUUUGUUCAAUCGAUCGUUCCGAACUCUACCAUAGAAUCGUUCGACUUGGUCUCGGCUAUGGCAAACACUUCCAGGUGAUUGACAAGUUGUGGGUUGGUCCAAACUUUGAAUCUCUGUGUCUGCUCAGCUUUGAUGGCAACGAGGUCAUUGAGAACCACCGAAACAACUACAAGAGAGUGUUGAAUGCAAUGGUAUUGGAUAAUUGUUUCCAUGGCGUAUUGGGUAUUCUAGAAGACAGCAACCAACAUUUUGUAGUUGAACGAGUCGACAAGAUGCAAGUCUAUCCGCAGACCCUCUUUAACCAAACCGAUGAAAUUGACCAACUCUAUCUCUACACUCGUAUACUCAACCCAACCGAUCACUCUACCCAGGUGCAUGCAACCUGUCAAUUGAUUGGACAGGACGGUCAAGUCAUUGUAGAGGUUGGUCGCUUCACAUUGAAAUCGUUGGAAAAGUACAAGGUCAACACUAUCAAGAAGCCAUCUGACCAAGUCUACACUAUCAACUGGCAAUCCAAAGAGUCAUCUCUUCCCAUCCCAACCUCUAUCAUGGCCGAUCCGAUGACCGAGUUACACGAUAAGAGUCAAGUACUUGUAGACACUGAUUUUGUCAACUACUGUUGUCUCUUGUUAAAAGAGACAUUAGAGACUAUCAGUGGAUGGGACUGGACCAAGAAGAAUGCACAGACCAUGGAACAAUACAUGAAGUCAGUUGGUAUCGACACUAGCUUUACUCGUUUCCUUACAAGACUGUUUGAAAUCCAUUCUUUGGUGCCAUCGGCUGCAGACUAUCAAUCCAUGUCUCCCAUCGAUCUAAAGUCAAAGGUUCUUGCCAAGUAUCCCGAUGCCAAUCUCGAGUUGACAUUGAUCGAGCGUGCAACCUCUAUCAUUCCACGUCUGCUCCAAGGUGACAGCACUGCCUGUCACUCGCUGUUUGAGAAUAACCUUCUCAGCUCCUUUUACACCUCUUCAACAGCCGUUGACUAUUAUUUGGAGCAAGUUGGUAGCACAAUCCAAAAGGCCAUUGGUAAUAUUGUCACAAAGUCUGACCAAGACUGUAAAAAGGUGAUCAAAAUACUCGAAGUUGGAGGUGGUACUGGUUCACUCACCACCAAGCUCUUGACCAAGUUGGCAUCACUCUUUGAAGGUACUACUUAUGAAAAGUCCGGUGUCGAGGUUGUCUACACCUUUACCGAUAUUUCAGCAUCGUUUAUCAACUCUGACAUUCAAUCCAAGUUCCAAAAGGUGAUUGAAAAGAGUAAUGGAUGUAUCAAGAUGGUUUACAAGACACUGAAUCUUGAACUCGACUAUGCCUCUCAAUCAUUCCUUCCAUCCGAUUAUGAUUGUAUUGUAAUGUCCUAUGUAUUGCAUGCCGUUGCUGAUUUGGAAAAGGGUAUUCGUCAACUAUACGAUAUGCUCGCACCAAAUGGUUGGUUAAUGUUUAUCGAACCUUCACCCAAGAUGACAUUCUCUGACAUUGUGUUUGGAUGUUUCCAUCAAUGGUGGCAGUUUAGUGACCAGUUCCGUACCGAGCAUUGUGCCAUCCGUCCCAACGAAUGGUCUGAAUUGUUGUGUAACCAAAUUGGUGGGUUCCGUUACCCAGUGUCAUUUAUCAACUUUGAAGAAAAGGAAAUUGGACAAGACCACUCGUUUGUCGUACACGCCCAAAAGCAGAGUAUAUCCGAGUUUAGAGUCAGUCGUGACUCUGUCGCCUACUGUUCUAUGAUUGUACCAGGUAGUGCCACACUCGCCAACGGUCUCACCAACAAUGGUGUCAACAGUCCAACUAUCGAAGGUCGCAAGUCUCUCAUCUCCAAGUAUCUCCGUGACUCACUCGUACUGUGUCAAGAGAAAGUCGAUGUGAUUGAAACAGAGUUACUCCGCAACCCAUCACUCCAAGAUGAAAAGACUAUUGAAGCAAGCUUGUCCAAGAGCUCGAUUGCAUUCUUUAUGACUGGUGUCGAGACACUCAAUGGAAACUACCAACUCGUGACCUACCAACUCACCAAGCUCUUCCAACUGGCCGGAGCUAUGGCCGAGAGAGGUGUGCAUGUCCCCAAGAUUGUCGUGCUCACCAAGUGUGCCCAACGUACCAGCAAGAACUAUCUCAAUGCCUCGUUGAUUGGGUUGACCCGUACUGCUAUGAACGAGUACGCAGACACUGCACUCCAAAUCUACUCGAUCGACAUUGAAGAAGAGGAUACUGCCGACUUGGCAUUCAUCAUCAAGCUCGUAUCGAUGGAGAUGGCCGACAAGGAGUAUAUCGUCAAAAAGGACGGUGCUGUCUUGGUACCACGUCUCUUCCAGAAUCGCCAACUCAUCGAGCCCGUCGACGCCAAGAAAUCGCAGGUCGCCUACGAGACCAACGUCGACAAGCUCUACUGCAAGUCCAAGCAAAGUCUCGACUACCAAUUCUGCACGUUGCCCGAGGUACUCGCACCCAAUGACAUUGAAAUCAAGGUGCAAGCAGUCGGUGUCAACUUUAAAGACAACCUCUUUUACAAGGGAUUGUUGCCAGCCGAGAUAUUUAGAAAGGGUGAUAUCUACAACCCACCAUUUGGUCUAGAAUGUUCUGGCACCAUAACUCGCAUUGGGUCUGCUGUCAGCCAGUGGAAGAUUGGCGACCAAGUACUCGGAUUUGCCCGUCACAGUCUUGCAUCGCAUGUAACCACCUCGCAACACCUCGUUGUCCAGAAACCAGAGUCCAUCUCGUACUCUGAAGCUGCAUCGCUGCCCGUCGUCUACUGUACUGCCUACCACUCGCUCUUUAAGGUCAACCACAUGGACGAGGACGAGACUGCCCUGAUCCACUCGGCCACUGGUGGUGUCGGUCUCGCCUGUCUCAACCUGCUCAAGAUGAAGGGUGCUGCUGACGGUAGCAUCUACGCAACAGUCGGUUCCAAGGACAAGAAGAACUAUCUUGUCCAACAGUAUGGCUCUAUGAUCAAGCAUAUCUACAGCACUCGUGACAAAGAGUAUGCCGCCGAGCUUAGAGGAAAGAUCGACUGUCUUGUCAACACUUUGUCUGGCGAGUACACCCAAUCCAACUUUGAAUCAAUGUCGUCGUUUGGUCGUAUCGCCGAUCUGUCCGUCACCCACAUCUAUGCCAACGAACCAUUAGACAUGGGUAACUUUAAGGGAGACAUUCAGUAUUGUGGUGUUGACUUGGAACGUCUUAUCGACGAGAAACCAAAGCAACUCCAAAAGAUGCUAGAAACCAUCGUCGGUUGGGUCGCAGAGGGUAAGCUCAACAAACUACCCAUCCAAGUAUACGCUGCUGAACGUUCCAAGGAAGCCAUUGAAUCACUUGGCGAGCGUGGUCACAUUGGAAAGAUCAUCAUUGACUGCUCUGACAUUUUGCAUCACGAGCAAAAGAAUGAAAAGGUUGAGGUUGCCAAAUCCAACUAUCUCGUCGACCUCAAGGACACGAUCAUCAUUACCGGCCAGACUGGUAUCUCGUUGCAAAUCAUUGCCUGGUUCAUCAAACACUCCAAGGUGUCUCACAUCAUCGUCAUUUCAAAGUCCUCGUUAAAGUGGAAGCUUGAAAAGCUGAUGAAAGAGCCACACAAGCGUUUGGUCAACAUUGUAUUUGCAAGCUGCGACGUGUCGGUCAUGGAGAACCUCACCCAGACCGUCAAGAACAAACUGGCCAACGCACCACCCGUCCGCGCCGUCUUCCAUUUGGCCGCUGUCUAUGACGAUGUGCCCAUCUCCAAGGUGACCGCUGAAAACAUCUCCAAUGUCCACAAUCCAAAGGUGUUGGGUGCUAUCAACUUGCAUCGUCUGUCAAUCAUCAACUGUUGGAAGUUGUCACACUUUAUCUUGUUCUCGUCGAUUACUGGUGUGAUUGGAUACUAUGACCAGGCAGCCUACAACUCUGCCAAUGCCGUACUCGACUCUCUCGCCAACUUCCGUCGUCAAGCCGGUCUCCCUGCACUCGCUAUCAACUGGGGUCCCCUCGACGCCAGUGGAAAGGUCGCCGAGAAUGAAGCUAUCCAAUCGUUGUUUGCCAGUCGUGGACUGCCCGUCCUCUCGAUCGGCAAGUUCUUUGGUGCUCUAGAAGCAGCACUCAACCAAUCCAACGUGCUCAACACUAGCGGCGCAUUGAAUCUCUACCAACUCGUCAUCACGCCAAUGGUCACAUCACUCUUUUUCGACUCUUACGAACACAUGCGUCCCAAGAUGGAGCAUCUCAUCUAUGCUGGCUCUGAACGCAAUGCAAGAUCUUCAUCAUCGUCGAAUGGAGGAAUAGGUGGAGCAUCGCAAAAGGAAAGUUUCACGAGUGAAAGUGUCCUUGAAAAGCUGACCAACAAGGUAUCCGACCUACUCUCGAUCAACAAGUCCAAGCUCAACCUAGACACCAAGUUAAAGGACUAUGGUCUAGACUCGUUGUUGACCGUCCAAUUCAAGGGAUGGAUUGACAAGGAGUUUGAAAACAAGAAUCUAUUCUCGCAUAUUCAACUCUCCUCUUCGAGUAUCAAUGAUCUUGUUGAAAAGGUUGUACAAGCCAAGGGUAUCCCAUCGACUGGAGUAUCUGCUAAAGCAGCAGCAGUCACCAAGAAACCAGUUCUUGCCAAGACUACAACCCCUGCAUCUCUGCCCAACCCCAACAUGGUGGUCGGAUCAACCACACCGGUUGCAGAAGAGCCAGUAAAGGUAAAGUCAUCUCCAAUGGUACAAAAACCUAUGCAACAACCAAAGCAACACCAUUUGAUUGGGUCUCCCAAGAUCUCUGCCAAUGUCAGUCGCAACCACAGUCUUCCAUCGUCUGUCGCAUCUCCACUUCCACCAUUGUCUGCUGCCUCUGCUGCUGCUGCCGCCGCUGCUUCUACCAACUCGUCGUCAUCGCCAAUGAAACAUCCAGCUGCCAUUGUCAACCGUCGUCUAUCAUCAAUCAUGUCACCAAGUUUGAUGCAGACUGCACCAACAAGCAACAACAACCCAUACAUUUUGGGUAUUGGAACGGCUGUGCCCAACGAGCCACUCAAGCAGUCAGAGUUGUCGGCCGUCAUGUCCAAGGACUUUUCGAGCGACCCGUUGGUCGUCGACAAGGUGUCCAAGAUCUUUGAGCAAUCGCAAAUCAACACUAGAUACCUAUACCGUAAUCCAUUGCGCGAAGAGACUGCUCUACGUCAUCGCAAGAAUGAAAAUAUCAAUGAUGUUAAUCGUCAGUUCCAAAAGUGUGCACCCGAUCUCUCACAACGUGCCUGUGAAAAGGCCAUUAAAGAGUGGGGUGGUAGUAUCCAAGAUAUUACUCACAUUGUGUCUGUGUCAUCAACUGGUGUCGUCGUGCCUGACAUCAACUUUGUGCUGAUCCAACGUCUCGGUCUCAACAAGGAUAUUGAACGUCUAUCUGUCAAUUUUAUGGGUUGUCUAGCCGGUCUCUCGUCGAUGCGUGCCGCUGUACCACUUGCAAGCAAACAUCCCAAGAACCGUGUUCUGGUAGUCUGCACAGAGAUAUGUAGCACCCAUUUCUCGACCAAGGAAGGUGUUGACCAAAUCGUAGCGUCGACCAUCUUUGCCGACGGUUCAGCCGCCUACAUUCUCGGUUGUAACCCAACCAUCUACGAACACCCACUCUUUGAGGUGAUUGGUUCUAUGACUAGAUCGGUACCAGACACUGCACACACAAUGACAUGGGAUAUUAGUACCGAUGGAUGGGACCUCGGUCUCGACCAGUCCAUCCCGCACCACAUCGGAGGUGGUAUCGAGUCGUUUGUCAAUGAUCUCUUGGCCAAGAACAAGAGUCAAACACAAGACCUCACACCCAAGGAAUGCGAAUUCCUCAUACACACUGGUGGAAAGGCUAUCCUCAUGUCGAUCGAGCAGAGUCUUGGCAUCACAUCCAAGCAGAACCAACACUCGUGGGACAUCUACCGAAACUACGGCAACAUGUCUAGUGCAUCGGUCAUCUUUGUACUCGAACAUGCUCGUCAUUCAAAGUCACUACCUCAAUACUCUAUCUCUCUUGCCUUUGGUCCUGGUCUUGCUUUUGAAGGUUGUGUCUUAAAGAAUAUGGUCUAA